This is a messenger RNA of Nothobranchius furzeri (turquoise killifish), 4876 nucleotides long. RefSeq names its product TBC1 domain family member 10B. Lineage: Eukaryota; Metazoa; Chordata; Actinopteri; Cyprinodontiformes; Nothobranchiidae. The record is from RefSeq and is a predicted model, not a curated record.
AAACCAGGAAAUAGCAUCUAGGAUGAACUAGUACUGUGAAAUUUCUCAUCGUGGAUUGGGCAAUCAAAGUUUAAAAUAAGUGUCUGAGAAUACCUUUGGGAGUGGCCUGCAAAACGCCGUCUUUAACGCCGUCGGGAAAGUCACAGAACACGUAAAAGACGGCGUUUUUGACAGCACAAAACGCCGUCUUUUACACCGUUCUGAGGACACGCUAGAAGUGUAUGCAGUUCGGCGUUCAAUGCGGCGUUCAAUGACUAGAAAAAAACGUCGUUUUUAUCGGCGCUCUGAAAGACUACAUGAAGACGGCGUGCAAUACGGCGUUCUGAAGGGAUUUCCGCCACUUUUUUCGGCGUUUUAAGUUUAAAGACGGCGAUUAAGACGCCGUUAAAUAACCAAACGUGUUUAAAAGUGGGCUAAUCCCUAAGGCUUGCGACAGUAGUUGGUCCGGUCUGAGGGGGUGGGGUCAGUCCGUGUGCCCAGCAUCGAUUUCAGCUUGAAGUCCGUCGACAACCGGCGGGGUCAUCAGUUCUCCGUUUGUGUGGCGCGAGGGAGAGAAUGAGAAUAGUGGAUUUAUGUCCCUCAUGUAGCGAAGAAGAAGAGAAGUCCCUCCGAAAGACUUUGACAUGAAGAAGGAUAUAGACACGCUGAAGACAGAGGAACAGGCUGAAAUCAUCUCUAAAUAUGACAAGGGCAGACGAGAUGGUGUCGACAUUGACCCAUGGGAGGAUGCCAACUACAACAUCUAUAAAGUCACCGACCGCUUCGGCUUCCUGCAUGAGGAAGAGCUGCCAACGCCCACGGCUGUAGAAGAGAAGCAAAAACUACAAGAGAUCGAGCGGGUGGAGAAAUGGCUAAAGAUGGUGAAGAAAUGGAACAAGUACAAGAACAGCGACAAGUUGGCAAAGCGUGUCUACAAGGGCAUCCCUCUUCAGCUGAGGGGUCAAGCUUGGGCCUUGCUUUUGGACUUAGAAAAGGUUAAACAAGACAAUGAGGGAAAAUAUGAGAAAAUGAAGCAGCAGGCUCGUCUCUACUCGACGGAGAUCAAGCAGAUAGAUUUGGAUGUGAACAGAACCUUCAGGAACCACAUCAUGUUCAUGGAUCGCUUUGGAGUCAAGCAGCAGGCACUGUUUCAUGUACUGGCAGCUUACUCUGUCUACAACACGGAGGUGAGCUACUGCCAGGGGAUGAGUCAGAUCGCUGCCAUCUUGCUCAUGUACUUGAAUGAGGAGGAUGCUUUCUGGGCUUUAUCCCAGCUCCUUACAGACACCAAGCAUUCCAUGCACGGGUUUUUCAUCCCAGGAUUUCCCAAGCUGCAGCGUUUCCAGAUUCACCAUGAGCUCAUCCUCUCCAAGAUGCUGCCCAAGUUGAAGAAACACCUGGACAAGGAGCAGAUGGCAACAGGGAUUUACGCCACCAAGUGGUUUCUCCAGUGCUUCAUUGACAGAACUCCUUUCACCCUCACCUUACGUUUAUGGGACAUCUACAUACUGGAGGGGGAGAAGAUCCUCACCGCUAUGGCCUACACCAUCUUCAAGCUACACAAAAAGCGCCUGAUGAAGCUUCAGUUGGAGGACCUGAGGGAGUUUCUUCAGGAGCAGCUGGCUUUGUCUUUCUUCCUUCCUGAUGAUGUGGUGGUUGAACAAUUACAGGCUUGCAUGUCAGAGCUGCACAGUAAAAAGCUGGAUCUACCUCCUCCAGGCAAGUCCGACGAGCUGCCCAAGAAGCCUCUGGGUCAAGAGAGACCGGUCCUCCUUGUGCCUUUGCAGUCUGACUCGCCUCUGGAGGUCAAAACAAACCUGCAUGCCAACAGCGAGCUCGUUACAGAUGACACCGCCCUUCAACAGGAGCAUUUCCCAACAGAUUCCCAGAAGGGAAGCCUCUCGGGAUCAAACACACCUUCAUCAGAACCUGCUUUUCAGACUCCAGGAGCUCCUUCCCUGAGGCCUUGUAGAGCACCUCCUUUACCUCCAAAAGAAGACAAGCUUAUGGUAAAAGUAGGGCUGAGUGAUGUAAAGGAUAAACACCCAGAACAGGAGAACCAGACGAGUGAGCCGGAGUCCCAGGAGGAUCCAGUGGACUGGCCUCCCCCCUAUGUGCCCUCUGCUCUGGAUGCCAUCAACAUACAAGCUGAGGAGGAGAUUAUGGACCUUCCAGAUCUUCCACCUCCACCUUUUUUCUACUCUGAACAGAGCAACCAGAGGUAUCUGAGCAAUGACUCUCCCAGACCGGGGGCUCAGACUGGCCUAGAAAUCCAACAUCGCUCUCCUUACCCUCAAUUAGAUUCACCGUUGGUCCCUCAAACAAAGUUCUCCGCCAAACCACCUCCAUCUCUCAACGUCCCAAAGCAAAAGAGUCCUCCUCAGUGUGCCUCCAAAGCAUCGUCCUCUUCUCCCAGACUCCCACCACCAAAGCCAACGAAGUUCCCCAUUUCUCUUUAUGUCCCUGGGUCUGCUGGCGACAGGCGGCCCUCCAACACCUCCCAGUACGACAACCUGUCCGAGGCUGAUGACGAGGACCGUUUAGUGGAGAGGUUGCUGGCCUCUACUCCUGAGGAAGACCUCAGCAUCCCACCUUAUACUACUGACAGAGACUACGACCCUGCCUUCUACCCUGUACCCCCACCUCCCGCCUUCAUUCCUCCGUCUCCUCCCUCCAUGUACACUCUCCCUAGUUUGCCUCAGGAGCCUGAAUAUAAAGGCGAGGACGGCUGGGUGGAGGAUUCCAUCAUCCCCCCUCCUCCAUCCCGUUUUGCUGACAGACUGGUUCCAUUUCAGUGUACCACUGCCAUCUGCUUGGACACACACAGAGCCGUGUCACCAGUCUACUCCAAGAAUUUCUCCAGGGGCCCGAGAGACCACUCCGCCUUCCCAGCACCUUUGUUGUACACGGGGUCACCUCCAGGUCACUCCAGGUCGUCAGGACAGUCACCAGUAGGUGUGGCCCUGGUUCGAUCCAGCCCUGACUUCUGUAGGACGCCUCCUGGUGGACAGGCGCUGCCAAAAUCAGUGACUUUUUAAUAAGAAUUUGCAUUUCAAACCCCUUUAAAAGGCCAGUAUGUCUGUGUGAGAAGAGAAAUUUUCAUAUAUUAUCUACUGUACAGAUAUUUGUAAAGGAGUUGGUGUCAAACCCAUUUAAAAUGUUCUUAAUGUUGGUCAAACUGUGUAUUUAUCAGGCUUAGUUGUUCAUAAUAUCACCUGUGGUUUAAUUCUGGUUUGUUUUGGACAGACAGACACAAAAGCACAGUUAUCAGCUCCAAGUAACUCCAACAAAGUGUCUUAAACUAUCUUGGUGCUCCGAUUAUCGCAGCUCAAACCAGGGUAUCUGCAGGUUUAAGGGAGCCAAAUUUAAGACUUUUUAAGACCUUUUUUUAAGGCCACUUUGACCAAAUUUAAGCUAUUUAAGCAGGGCAGCAGUAGCUCAACAGGUUGAGCGGGUUGUCCAGUAAUCGGAAGGUUGCAGGUUCGAUCCCGGCUCCGGACAGAGAAUUCUGCUGUUGAGUCCUUGGGCAAGACACUUAACCCAACUUGCCUGCUGGUGGUGGUCGGAGGGACCGGUGGCGCCUGUUCUCGACAGCCUCGCCUCUGUCAGUGCGUCCCAGGGCAGCUGUGGCUACAUCAUGGAUGUGUGUGAAUGGAUGAAUGAUACACUGUAGUGUAAAGCGCUUUGGAGUCCUGACUCUGAGAGGCGCUAUACAAGUGCGGGUCAUUUAUCAUUUUAGCUAUAAUUUCCAGCUGUUGCCUGGAACCGGUGCUAACCAUGCCACGAUCGUGGGAUUAGCCAUCCAGUUACCAUUAAACUUGCACUUCCCCAUGGUGCAAGCUCCCACUAGCUUAACCAGCUAACGUGCUCAUCUAAAAAUAGCCCCCUUUCACAACCAACUGAAUGUGUACGGUUCCGCUUACGCCAACAACGUACACAAAAAACGCUGAACACCAACUAGAAAUUCACGAAAAUUUUAUAGAAAUAAAAGAAUCUUGUUUAUUGGGUCUUUGGUCAUUUAAGACCUUUGGAAACUGUAUUUAAGGAUUAUUUGUAAUUUUUAAGGAUUUUUAAGGCCUUAAAUUUGGAAAAGCUAAUUUAAGGCUUUUAAAGACUUUUUAAGGACCCGCGGAUACCCUGUAACGCAAGGGCUUCUCAGGCUGCCAGGGAGGAUCACCGCUGUAGCGUUUGUUCUGAAGUCGCAAUUAAACCAUGAGCAGGCUCACGGUAUUAAUGAGAACCCGUCAAUACCGCUUUGUUACAUCCACUGAACAGAUAAUAAUAGAUUUAAUGUGGCAUAAAAGUAAAGAAAAAGUACAUUUCCUUGUAGCGCCACCUAGUGGCCAGAUCAGAAUGACUGAAUUUCAGCUCUAAAUGUUUUGUAAAAGAGGAUCUCCACCUUUUUAAUAUAAACAUUAUGCUUAUCUGUCCAAGUCUAUUAACAAAUGUUACAGAUCAGGGAUGAAUUCAAAUGGAUCAAAACCUUAUUUAUUCAUUCAGAGCCAUUUGUGUGACUUCGGUGUAAAGUUUCCUGGAAACGUGUCCUUGUAAAAUGGAAGAUGAGCCAUAAAAUACUUUAUAAGGAACUUUAAAUAACUAGUUCAGAAAUCUGCACAGCAACAGACACAAUUUUCAGACCUAACACAGAAACGUGUAAUAUUUUAUUUGUAUUUUGCACCGGUUUGGUCUUUUUUUUUUUCAAGCGUUUGCUUAAGGAGGAUCUUUGGUCUUGCGGUGCGAAGACUCAGAAUGUUGGACUCUCGGCGUCUUUUGUUAUGCAACUCCAAACUGUGCAUCUCUACUUUUAUCAAUCUGUCACCAUGGAGACCGGAUGUGAGACCAAAGCUGAUCAACAUUUAUGCAACUACUUGAGUUUUUAUAAAGAAAUUAACUUUAA